AUGGUUAGCUUGACCUUCAAAAAUUUUAAAAAGGAAAAAGUUCCUUUAGAUGUGGAACCUUCAAACACAAUUUUCGAGGCCAAGACCAAACUCGCUCAAUCGACCUCGUGUGAAGAAUCCCAAAUAAAACUGAUCUACUCAGGUAAAGUGCUACAAGAUUCUAAAACUGUCUCCGAAUGCGGGCUCAAAGAUGGCGACCAAGUCGUCUUCAUGGUUUCUCAAAAAAAAUCUACCAAGACCAAAGUAACAGAACCUCCAAUUGCUCCUGAGAGCACCACUACCCCCGCAAGAGAAGAUUCUACGGAUGGGGCAUCUCCCAGUACGGAUGCUCCUGCCGCUACUGCUCCCGAAGGCUCGCAACCGCAGGAAGAACAAGCAUCCACUACAGAACCAACUGAAUCUGCUUCUACACCAGGAUUUGUGGUAGGAACCCAGAGGAACGAAACCAUUGAGAGAAUCAUGGAAAUGGGUUAUCAAAGAGAAGAAGUCGAACGAGCCCUUAGAGCAGCCUUUAAUAACCCAGAUAGAGCGGUGGAAUAUUUAUUGAUGGGUAUCCCAGAGAAUCUGCGUCAACCGGAACCACGGCCACAAACCGCGGCCGCGGCGGAACAACCAUCGACAGCCGCCACCUCUGCGGAGCAACCAGCUGAAGACGACUUAUUUGCACAAGCUGCCCAAGGCGGUAAUGCUUCAUCCGGCGCACUUGGUUCAACUGGAGGCGCUGGAGAUGCUGCGCAAGGUGGACCUCCAGGUUCCAUUGGCCUUACUGUAGAAGAUUUACUAUCGUUGAGACAGGUCGUUUCAGGUAACCCAGAAGCUUUGGCCCCAUUGUUGGAGAAUAUAAGUGCUAGGUAUCCCCAAUUACGUGAACACAUCAUGGCAAACCCAGAAGUGUUUGUUUCCAUGUUAUUAGAAGCCGUCGGUGACAAUAUGCAAGACGUUAUGGAAGGCGCGGACGACAUGGUGGAAGGAGAGGAUAUAGAAGCUUCAGGAGAGGGUGCCGCUGCAGGGCUAGGACAAGGUGAAGGCGAAGGCGAAGGCGAAGGUUCUUUUCAAGUGGACUAUACUCCCGAAGACGAUCAAGCCAUUUCGCGCCUCUGUGAAUUAGGCUUUGAAAGAGAUCUUGUUAUCCAGGUGUAUUUUGCAUGUGAUAAAAACGAAGAAGCUGCAGCUAAUAUUCUAUUCAGCGAUCAUGCCGAUUGA
Saccharomyces paradoxus is the source of this 1203-nucleotide messenger RNA. It is a transcript of the gene RAD23, whose product is annotated as Rad23p. Lineage: Eukaryota; Fungi; Ascomycota; Saccharomycetes; Saccharomycetales; Saccharomycetaceae. The transcript has a single exon. The record is from RefSeq and is a predicted model, not a curated record. Gene Ontology annotation, molecular function: polyubiquitin modification-dependent protein binding; ubiquitin binding; proteasome binding. Gene Ontology annotation, biological process: proteasome-mediated ubiquitin-dependent protein catabolic process; nucleotide-excision repair. Bases 1 to 1203 code for a protein of 400 amino acids. Gene Ontology annotation, cellular component: cytosol; nucleoplasm.